AUGGAUCUAGACGCACGACUGCAGUUGAAUACGCGCGUGCUGCAGCGGAUUGAUCCAUGCGCACUGCACAUACUUGCCUCUGCGUCCUUUGUCGUGUACUAUACGUAUGAAAAUGAGUGGACCAAGACGAGUGUGGAAGGCCCACUGUUUCUGUACCAGCGCUCCGAGGCACCAUACUAUGGCCUGCAGAUUCUGAACCGAAACGACCCUGAGCCUUUCUAUGUCGGUUUCACGCCGAGCGAUGACGUGGAGAUCAGUGAGGCCUUUCUCAUUUACCGUGCACACCAGCCAGAUGAUGGCAACGCUGGCGAUCAUACCAUUUACGGAUUCUGGAUCUUUGAGCCGUCCCAGCUCGAGCAACUAGCCAAGACGAUCACAUCGCUGCAAAAGGCGCCCUAUCCUCCGCCAGCUCCCCCGCCGCUGCGCGUAGACCACGCUCCUACCUCCAUCAGCAUGGAUGCCCUCUUUGGCCAGCCCGAGGCACCCACCUUUACUGAGCAAGAGCGCACGGGUGCCUCGAUCCUGAACGCCCUCUUUCGCGAAGCCUCGGACAAGAACCAAGACACCGCCCCAGAGCCAAAGGCACCAGAACCUGCGUCGCAAAUACAAAGCACCCCGAUUGAUCUGGAUACACUAUUUGGGACAGCAUCCGUGCAAGAGAGCUCCGAUCCUAUGGCGAUGGAACCUGUCGAUGAAUUGCGCGCACCCAAGUCGCCACCGACUUCUAUAGGCGACACACUCCCAGCCUCGCAGGUGGUGGUAGGGCUGGAAGGGCACUUGUCGCGCGCCGAUUUCGUGCAAAAGUUGAUUGUACAGCUGUGUACGGACCAGGCCUACGUGGAAAAGCUGUACGCCGAGUACCAGCGUGGUCAUAGAUAG
This is a messenger RNA of Malassezia restricta, 879 nucleotides long. Its product is annotated as mRNA-decapping enzyme 1B. Gene Ontology annotation, molecular function: enzyme activator activity; mRNA binding. Gene Ontology annotation, biological process: deadenylation-dependent decapping of nuclear-transcribed mRNA; deadenylation-independent decapping of nuclear-transcribed mRNA; positive regulation of catalytic activity. NCBI's taxonomy places the organism in Eukaryota, Fungi, Basidiomycota, Malasseziomycetes, Malasseziales, Malasseziaceae. The record is from RefSeq and is a predicted model, not a curated record. The coding region runs from base 1 to 879 and encodes 292 amino acids. The transcript has a single exon. Gene Ontology annotation, cellular component: P-body.